GAUCCACCAUGCCUCUUUUUGGUGCCAUCAUCAUCAUUGUAAUCUAACCAAUACUAUAAUAAUGCUUUGCUUUGUUUUGCUACCCCUCCUCCUCCUCCUCCUCCUCUCAUAGCCUCUCUCCAUCAAAUGAUCAAUCACUUAACAGCUGCCUCCCACUGCCCGUACAUCUUGUUUCUCUCCUUUGUGGGAAUUCACUGUGUCUAGAUGCUACUAACACAUUUUUAAGGAGCAUCAUUCAUCAUUGUUUUUGUGUUCAAUGUGGAUAAGUGCUUUAACUAACCAGCUGUGAAGGUUUGUCGGUUGUGUAGUAGUAGUUUACAACUUUACAUACAUAAGUGAUAAGUCCUUCACUGAAAGAAAGCACUGCAUUAAGGCCAAGUCACCACUCUCCUCUUCCAUUGGUGGAUCUUUUUUUUUCUCUCUUUUAAUAGGGAAACCAUUGGUGUGUGUUUCAGCUUUGCUGAUCCUUCUGUUGUUUCUGCCAAUCUCUGUUAGUAUUUAGACCCUUUUGAUAUACGAAGCCUUCAAUUACAAUGCUUUACUUCCUCAUAUCUUUCGUCUCCUUUCUCAUCCUUUCCAAGUCUUUCACCAGCAGGCCUUUCUCAUCAGGGGAGAGAGGGAUCAAACCAGGGUCAAUUGGGUUUUGGGGGAGUCUUUCAAGUUGGUUAGUUUCUAGGCUCAAGAAAGGAAGCACAACAGGCACCACCCCUUUUAGUUUUUUUCAGUUUUCUCUUGGCAUGUCAUUGAAAAAGAAUAGUUUAGUGUCUAAGGUGGAGAGUGAGGAGGAGGAGGGGAAUGUUUCUCUCUUGGAUUUGCCUGAUUUGCCAUUGGAAUGCAUCCUUGAGCACCUUUCACCAGCUGAAUUAUGCAGGGUGGCAACAGUGUGCACAUCUCUGAGGGAUAGAUGUAGGAGUGAUCAUUUAUGGAAGAAACACAUGGAGAGGAAAUGGGGUAAGGUGUUUGGUGAUGCUGCUUAUAGGCAAUGGAAAUGGCAUGUAGCUUCCAAGAACAGAGAAAAAAUCUCCUCCAACCCGCACAAUCAGAAAGGAAUAUUUGCUUUCCUUCGUGGUGGUUUUCUCCCCUUCAUAUGGAUCAAAGCAAAAUCAGAAAAGGGCACAGAGUCAAGUAGCUCAUUACCAGAAGAUUCAAUAGCAGCUUUAUAUCUUUCUCUUGAAAGUGGCAAAUUUUGGUUCCCUGCUCAAGUCUAUAACCGUGAGAAUGGUCAUGCUGGGUUCAUGCUCUCAUGUUAUGAUGCCCAACUAUGCUAUGAUUCUCGAUCCGACACUUUUCUGGCAAGGUACUCGCCUCAUGGGAGAUGGACAACUGAGGAAAACAUACAAUGGGACCGGCUAAGAGUGCCACCAAUUGCUACUUCUCCACAUGCUCUUCACAUCUCUGACUGUUUGGAUGACUUGAGACCUGGAGAUCACAUUGAGAUUCAGUGGAGAAGAAACAAAGAAUUUCCUUAUGGUUGGUGGUAUGGUGUCAUUGGUCAUUUGGAACAAUGUCAAGGACAUGGGAACCAUUGCCAUUGUCACUAUAAUGAUAUAGUGAUUUUGGAGUUCACACAGUACACUGCUGGGUCCAGAUGGAGACAAACCGUGAUAAACAGAAAGCAUCAUAUAGAAAAAGGCAAUGAAAUAGAUGGUUUUUAUGGAGGAAUCAGGAAGCUGCAUAGCAAGGAAGAAAUUGCAAGGUGGAAGAACCUCUGGCCAACUAAAAUUGUGAUACAUGAUUGACUUGAUUAGAAUUUUUGUAAAUUAAGCAGUCACCCUUCCUAAAAUGUGAAGGAUUACUUUUGUCACAGAACGAUGUCAUUCCUAACAAUAGGUAUAAACUUGGAAAGAGUUUAUGGAAGAAUUUUCAGAGGCUGUAACAUCUGUAGCACGACAUAACAAAUAGUGGAUAUGUUGCAGCUUUCUUAUACGUGUCUAUAUAUAAUUUUAUAGAAGAACAUUGGUGCAUAGUGCAUACUCCUGUUUAGCUGAAGCAGAGAGAAGGUUCAUUAGCUCCUUGAUUGUGAUUAGUUUUCAAGUUGGCAAAAUUGUGUAGCGGUUUGGCUCUUACUCGGAGAACAAAAUUAAUUAAGCGAGAUAAUUAGAGAUGGCAAAAAUAUCCAUAUUUGUGGAUAAUCAUGA
This is a messenger RNA of Glycine soja, 2138 nucleotides long. RefSeq names its product F-box protein At2g32560-like. The record is from RefSeq and is a predicted model, not a curated record. The transcript has 5 exons. Bases 534 to 1739 code for a protein of 401 amino acids. Gene Ontology annotation, molecular function: protein binding. NCBI's taxonomy places the organism in Eukaryota, Viridiplantae, Streptophyta, Magnoliopsida, Fabales, Fabaceae.